UUUGAACGCUCUGUACGCAUCGCGACUGUCAAUGUCAGCCAAGCUACCUAGCUUCAUGUGUGUGUGUGUGUGUUUGUGAAUAAACUGCAUGAUUUAAACACAUACUAUGUAUCUUAGGUUAUAUAGCCUCAUUCGAGGUUCGUGUCAGCAGCUUUUUGAGCCCUUGAAUUCAUCUGGACGGAUGAUAAUUGGGGGAAAUGUGGGGCUUCAGCAUCCGCUAUCAAGCAGUGCCAUCCGAUUACAAGAGGCUGAUGCCAAACCAGUGGAAACCAAGAAGCCAUCAUCCCCUGCCAAAAGACUGAAAGAUAUUUUCCCUCCAUUUCCGGGUGAGGAGAGCUCCCUGACAUGGGACAGCAAGAAGUUUGAAGAGUUACCGAUAGCACACAUAAAAGCCACAUAUAACAACACACAUAUCCACGUCACAGAUUGUCUGGGCCAGUACAUGGUCCGAACCUCAUGUGGAUCAGAGGGUUUCAAGAAUGUGAAGAAAGCCACUCCUAUUGCAGCACAGACCGCUGGGAUUUCAGCCGCUGCGAAGGCGAGGGCUAAGGGGGUCAGCUACGUCCGUGUGCUGGUGAAAGGACUCGGUCCAGGGCGCUUGUCUGCCAUUAAAGGGUUAACCAUGGGAGGACUGGAGGUUGUUUCCAUCACCGACAACACCCCAGUGCCACACAAUGGCUGUCGCCCUCGCAAAGCACGAAGGAUGUGAGGAGGAAGAAACCCAUGAACCCAGAAGUCUUGUUUGUCUCUCUCUGUAUUUUCAUUGACCAUCCAGUCUGAAUAUAGAGGUUAAAUGCUCAUUUAUUCAGGUCAACGCUGUUCGAGAGUAAUGCUUUUUUUUUCUUUUUCACAACAGCAGUGCUAUGUAUGUUAUUUACCUUUUUGAUAAUUAUUAAAGUGUGAAGGUGUCACUCA
This is a messenger RNA of Carassius carassius (crucian carp), 915 nucleotides long. Its product is annotated as small ribosomal subunit protein uS11m-like. Gene Ontology annotation, biological process: maturation of SSU-rRNA from tricistronic rRNA transcript (SSU-rRNA, 5.8S rRNA, LSU-rRNA); translation; ribosomal small subunit assembly. NCBI's taxonomy places the organism in Eukaryota, Metazoa, Chordata, Actinopteri, Cypriniformes, Cyprinidae. The record is from RefSeq and is a predicted model, not a curated record. The coding region runs from base 107 to 709 and encodes 200 amino acids. The transcript is spliced from 6 exons. Gene Ontology annotation, molecular function: structural constituent of ribosome; mRNA 5'-UTR binding; small ribosomal subunit rRNA binding. Gene Ontology annotation, cellular component: mitochondrial small ribosomal subunit; ribosome.